Penaeus indicus is the source of this 604-nucleotide messenger RNA. RefSeq lists its product as uncharacterized. The transcript has 4 exons. Lineage: Eukaryota; Metazoa; Arthropoda; Malacostraca; Decapoda; Penaeidae. The coding region runs from base 104 to 451 and encodes 115 amino acids. The record is from RefSeq and is a predicted model, not a curated record.
GUUCCUUACCUGGACCGGCGAGGGAGGAGAGUGCCAGAACGUUGUAACUUUUAGAGGAGGUUUAUAAGUGACUUUAUCAAGAAAAAAAAAUAUAUAAAUCACCAUGAUCUUCAGAAUCUUAUCCUUCGCCUCCAUCCUGCUGACCAGUCACGUGCUGGUGUGGGCUCAGGAAUCGAGUGACCAGUCUACAGGAGCUGUGUGGACGCCGGGAAGGAUAACGCAAGUGACGCUGGCUAUUGUCGAAUCUGCGUUGCUCACUCUCCUGCUCAUCUACCCCGGUAUUAUGGAUCCUAUCGUCAGUUUCAUCAACCAAAACAUCGGGAGUGCCGGCUCCAGGAAGCGACGAAACGCGCGGGCAGCCAUGCUCGAUCAAGCGGCAGCCAUUCACAACCUCUUCCUCGACGCCAUCGACCAGUUCGAGGGUUUGGACGAAAUGCUGUCGAGCCUUUGAGCAUUCCAGAUUCUUGAUAACGUUCGUUAACGCUAAAACCAUCUUAAAACCAGCGUUAAUUCUCGCACUGACUGUACAUGAUUGUAGUAACACCUAACAUCCAUCAGACAAAACGUGUAUUCAAUCUACAAAUAAAAUCUGGAUAAUGGCGAA